Messenger RNA from Pneumocystis carinii B80, 2391 nucleotides. RefSeq lists its product as hypothetical. The transcript has 11 exons. Gene Ontology annotation, biological process: mRNA export from nucleus; ribosomal small subunit export from nucleus; protein import into nucleus. NCBI's taxonomy places the organism in Eukaryota, Fungi, Ascomycota, Pneumocystomycetes, Pneumocystales, Pneumocystaceae. Bases 1 to 2391 code for a protein of 796 amino acids. Gene Ontology annotation, molecular function: structural constituent of nuclear pore. The record is from RefSeq and is a predicted model, not a curated record. Gene Ontology annotation, cellular component: nuclear pore.
AUGGAUGAUAUUUAUGGGUAUAUUUUUGAGGAAAAUAAAUGGGUUCAUUUUCUGGAAAAUCAUCCUAUUUUUUCAGUUUCAGAGAAAGAACAAGAAUUGAUAGGAAAUAUGAAGAAUAGAAGGUCAUUAAUUGCAGUAAGACAAACAGAGGUUUUUGUCGCAGUUGAUAGGACUAUACGUUAUGCGGAUUUGAAGGAUUGUAAAAUUGAAGAAAAUCAGAAAGAUAUGAGGAUGGAAUAUAAAGAAUUUAAGCUUAAGAAGAUUUCGUUUCAUAUUGAGCGUUUAAUUAUUAAUAUGUGUGGAACUAUUUUAGUAGUAGUUGGAAGUCAUGAUUUAGCGACGAUUUUUCUUCCAACAUAUUUAAAUUCGCUUGAAGAGAAUUCUUUAAGGGAUAUUUUUGUUGGACGUAAAUAUUAUAGUCAAAUAGAAAUUGUAUCUGUUUUAUUUCAUCCAGCAAGUAAGAAUUUUUCUACAAUUUUAGUAUUAUCUUCAGAUGCGGUUAUUCGAGUGUUUGAAUUGUCAUUGAGUUUUGAAGAGUCAGAGCAGUCAAUUGAUCUUAUUUCAGGAACAGGGAGGACAAGGAAAAAGGGAUCUUUUAUUGUUGAUGAAGAUGUUUUUCAGGUAUCUGAUUUUUGUUUUGAUUCAAAGGCAAAUGAAUGGUCUUUAUUUACGCUUUAUGUUCUUCUUCAAAAUGGAGAUAUAUACUCAAUAUGUCCAUUGGUACCAACGAAUUGUAUGGUUCAGCGUUCAUAUUUAAAUCGUCUUGCAUGUUAUAUUUCUACAAAGUCACAACAACUAGAAAAGAGUAAAGAUAGCACUUCCUCUAUUUCCCUUGAAAACGAAAGUAUACGUAUGCAGACACGGUGGAUAUCUGAUAUAUUGGGACAAGUUUCACUUAUCAAUGACUAUGGAUUAGGUUCACCAUUAUCACAAAAUCUUGAUAUGCAAGAUUUGGUUACAUUUCGUCGUCCAAAUAUUUCUAAAUUUCCUGUAUUAAUACAAGGACCAUUUUUAUUUCAGCCUGCUCCAUUGGAAUUUUCUUCACAACAUGUUACAGCUUCUAAUAUUAUUACAUUAGGAACAAAUGUUGUUGGUAUAUUAAUUAUUUCUUAUGCAGAUGGCAAAAUAGAUGUUUGUGUAGAGGUUGAAAGAGUGGAACCAAAAUGGGUUUUGAGUAAAGAUGAGGAAUUUCCUCCUCCAGUUAAUUAUCUAGCGACUUAUGAAACUAUUACAGUUUUGGAUUCAAAAAAUGCAUGUGAUUCUAGAGAAAAUGUUGCUCUAAAUACAUUUCUUAUACAAGAUGUUACAAAGACUAAUACGUUUUAUUUUUAUUAUAAAACCUGUAUCUAUUCUGUGGUCUUAGGAUGGCUUGAAAAGUUAGAAAAAAAUGAUAAUAUUGAAGUAACAUCUAUUGCUUUCCUUUUAUCUGAAGGAAUACAACAUUCAUCUAUUUCUAAAUUAAUUGAUAUGAAUUCUUUAUCAUACUCAUCUCCUACUAUAAUAGGCUGUGAUUUUUUAACUCAUGCAUAUUUUGGGCAUUCUCUUAUUUUUUGGUCAACUGCAUUUAAUUGUACUUUAAUUGAACUUGAUAUUACGAAUCAAAUACAACUAGGGAAUGCAUUGGAAGAAUCUAACUCUAAAGACACAAGUGUUUCCGGGAAAAAUGAUCAUUUAAAAUAUUUCUCUUUACUUACAUUACCGGUUUAUUUAGUUUCUAUGGAAUCACUUAAUUUUCUAAAAGAGGUUCCCUCUUUUAUCAUUCCUGAUGAAUUUCAGAAUAAGCUUGUUGUUUCUCAGGAAUUCUUGCGAUUUUUGGGGAAAGUAACUCUUGAAACAAGAAAAAAUACAGAGAAACUUCACAAUUUAGUAGUUUCUAUGUAUCGCAGACUAGAACUUCAAGGACGGGAGUUUAUGAGACAAUUGGAAAAAUUAUAUGUUUUAAAAAAUAAGGUAGACAGUAUAGUUUCUAAAAAUUCAUCCGAAAGACUUAAGGAUGCUAUUAAUAAUCAAAAGAAUCUUCAGAAAAGAGCCGAUCAAAUCUUGCAGAAAUUAAUUAAAAGUCAUUCUCCAACAUUAAGUGAUAAUGAAAAAAAAUGGUUUGAUGAAUUGAAAAGAAUAAAAAUGAAAACAUAUGGAAGUAGGGGUUUUAAUGAAAAAAUAUUAUCUCUUUCAAAACAAUUCGAAGCAAUAAAAUUAGAAAGAGCUCAUAAUAAACCUGCAAUUGAUCUUUCUUCUAAGGAUAAGCUUCAUGAACCUGUUACAAUGUCUCAAAUAAAUCAAAUACGAUUGAUUUUAGAUGAACAAGAGCAACAUAUAUCACAAACUAAAUCUAAAUUGAAGAAAUUAAGUAAUAUACUUGGUGCUAAAUCAGAAAUAAUGGAAAUAUUCUAA